UUGUGAGUGUCUUUGCAUUGAAUCUCACUUUCCUUUUUCUCUUUGCUUCAAUAUAUCUUGAGUUCUGUAAAAAUGGCAGACGAGGUGGUUCUGCUGGAUUUCUGGGCCAGCAUGUUUGGAAUGAGGGUCAGGAUUGCGUUGGCCGAGAAGGGUAUCAAGUAUGAGUACAAGGAGCAGGACGUGUUUAACAAGGGCCCUCAGCUUUUGCAGACGAACCCCGUUCAUAAGAAGGUCCCAGUUCUCAUCCACAACGGGAAACCUGUGUGUGAGUCCCUCAUCAUUGUUCAGUACAUAGAUGAGGUCUGGAAGGACAAGUCUCCGUUGCUGCCCUCUGAUCCUUACCAGAGAGCUCAUGCCAAGUUCUGGGCUGAUUUUGUUGAUAAGAAGGUUUAUGAAGUUUCGAAGAGGGUGUGGACCUCAACAAAAGGAGAAGAGCGGGAGGCAGCAAAGAAGGAUUACUUUGAAAUUUUUAAGAUAUUGGAAGGGGAACUUGGUGACAAGCCUUACUUUGGGGGAGAAACAUUUGGGUUUGUGGACCUUUCUCUUAUCCCCUUCUACAGCUGGUUCUAUGCAAUUGAGACCUUUGGAGAAUUCAACUUAGAGGCAGAGUGCCCCAAGAUUAUUGCAUGGGCUAAGAGGUGCCUGCAUAAGGAGAUAGUUGCCAAGACUCUUCAAGAUGAGAAGAAGGUUUAUGAGUUUGUUGGACAACUGAGGAAAAUGCGAGGCUUGGAGUAGAGUAAUGGUUAGGCUCGAAUCUGGAAGUGUCUAAGUUAAGUUUGUUUCAUCACUGUCCUUUGAGCUUUUAAGACACGGCGUGUUUUCUAAGCUUUAAAUCUAAAGGGCAUGUAUUGUAUGUACUGUGAAUAAUAAAGACACUUUGUUGUGUA
Molecule: messenger RNA, 887 nt
Organism: Quercus robur (English oak)
Lineage: Eukaryota; Viridiplantae; Streptophyta; Magnoliopsida; Fagales; Fagaceae
Product: probable glutathione S-transferase
Exons: 2
Coding region: 73-735 (220 amino acids)
Biological process (GO): glutathione metabolic process
Cellular component (GO): cytoplasm
Molecular function (GO): glutathione transferase activity
Source: RefSeq, a predicted model, not a curated record